Messenger RNA from Mandrillus leucophaeus (drill), 2202 nucleotides. It is a transcript of the gene PTPRN2, whose product is annotated as protein tyrosine phosphatase, receptor type, N polypeptide 2. The record is from RefSeq and is a predicted model, not a curated record. The transcript is spliced from 14 exons. Gene Ontology annotation, cellular component: secretory granule. NCBI's taxonomy places the organism in Eukaryota, Metazoa, Chordata, Mammalia, Primates, Cercopithecidae. The coding region runs from base 163 to 2202 and encodes 679 amino acids.
GGCUGGGGUGGGACUCUAGCUGCUCUCUGUCCUGGCAGGGGUCAGGCCUGGGUCUCAAGGUCGGGCCUGGGUCUCCCGUCCCCUGGGUCUGCAGCGUGGGUGCUGGUGGGAAAAUGUGGGAAGGCCUCUCCUCCUGCGGGGUGGGUGGACAUUUCACAUAAAAUGAGACAUUUGUAUCCUCCUUAUGGUGACCUUAAGCUUCAGAAGAAGCUAGGGGAGGCUGCUGUGGCUGAGAGCCCUUCCCAGGGCGUGGACCCUCUCCUGACGGGCCUCCGCCGUCAGCGUCCGAAGGAGAGACGGGCUUAUGGAGUGUUUGGAAGGUGCCAGAAGGUUCCGGCAAUGGACUUUUACCGCUACGAGGUGUCGCCCGUGGCCCUGCAGCGCCUGCGCGUGGCUUUGCAGAAACUCUCCGGCACAGGUUUCACGUGGCAGGAUGACUAUACUCAGUAUGUGAUGGACCAGGAACUUGCAGACCUCCCCAAAACCUACCUGAGGCGUCCUGAAGCGUCCAGCCCAGCCAGGCCCUCAAAACACAGCGUUGGCAGUGAGAGGAGGUACACUCGGGAGGGCGGCGCUGCCCUGGCCAAGGCCUUCCGACGCCACCUGCCCUUCCUGGAGGCCCUGUCCCAGGCCCCAGUUUCAGACGCGCUCGCCAGGACCCGGAUGGUGCAGGACAGACCCCGUGCUGAGGGUGACGACCGCUUCUCCAAGAGCAUCCUGACCUAUGUGGCCCACACGUCUGCGCUGACCUACCCUCCCGGGCCCCAGGCCCAGCUCCCCGAGGACCUCCUGCCGCGGACCCUCAGCCAGCUCCAGCCGGACGAGCUCAGCCCUAAGGUGGACAGCAGUGUGGAGAGACACCAUCUGAUGGCAGCCCUCGGUGCCUAUGCUGCCCAGAGGCCCCCAGCUCCCCCUGGGAAGGGCAGCCUGGAGCCGCAGUACCUUCUGCGCGCCCCGUCCAGAAUGCCCAGGCCCUUGUUGUCGCCAGCUGUCCCCCAGAAGUGGCCCUCACCUCUGGGAGAUCCUGAAGACUCCCCCAGCACAGGGGAAGGAGCACGGAUUCACACUCUCCUGAAGGACCUGCAGAGGCAGCCAGCUGAGGCGAGGGGCCUGAGUGACCUGGAGCUGGACAGCAUGGCCGAGCUGAUGGCUGGCCUGAUGCAAGGCGUGGACCACAGAGGAGCUCUAGGCGGCCCUGGGAAAGCGGCCCUGGGAGAGUCUGGAGAACAGGCGGAUGGCCCCAAGGCCGCCCUCCAUGGAGAAAGCUUUCCAGAUGGCGGAGUUCAGGACAACGAUGAUAGACUUUACCAAGAGGUCCAUCGUCUGAGUGCCACACUCGGGGGCCUCCUGCAGGACCACGGGUCUCAACUCUCGCCUGGAGCCCUCCCCUUUGCAAAGCCCCUCAAAAUGGAGAGGAAGAAAUCCGAGCGCCCUGAGGCUUCCCUGUCUUCAGAAGAGGAGACUGCCGGAGUGGAGAACGUCAAGAGCCAGACGUAUUCCAAAGACCUGCUGGGGCAGCAGCCGCAUUCGGAGCCCGGGGCAGGCGCAUUUGGGGAGCUCCAAAACCAGAUGCCUGGGCCCUCGGAGGAGGAGCAGAGCCUUCCAGCGGGUGCUCAGGAGGCCCUCGGCGACGGCCUGCAAUUGGAAGUCAAGCCUUCCGAUGAAGAGGCGCGGGGCUACAUCGUGACAGACAGAGACCCCCUGCGCCCCGAGGAAGGAAGGCAGCUGGUGGAGGACGUCGCCCGCCUCCUGCAGAUGCCCAGCAGUGCAUUCGCCGACGUGGAGGUUCUCGGACCAGCAGUGACCUUCAAAGUGGGCGCCAAUGUCCAGAAUGUGACCACUGCGGAUGUGGAGAAGGCCACAGAAAGUCAGCGGGAUCCAUGCCAAACACUCCCGCGCAAGGAGGAACGGGGGUCCCAGCAACGGCUUCAGCGCCUCGUGGCUGCCGGAGCUCCCUCCCUCCACGGCAUCUGUUUUGCUUGCUCCAGUUCCCCCAUCUUUGUGAAGCAGGGCCACGUGGGCUGGACACAGAACAAGAACUCCUGCCUGCGUGGGAGCGCCUCCCACGGGCUGCAGCAGAGACCGGCCAGUGGGAGCACAGACAACACUGUGGUAGAAAGUAAUUGCAUCGCCAUCAUUGACAGGGCUACCCGCAUGGAACUCCAGGAGCCGCGUUCGGGGGACACUCGAGGAUGCUGCUAA